Molecule: messenger RNA, 381 nt
Organism: Penicillium cosmopolitanum
Lineage: Eukaryota; Fungi; Ascomycota; Eurotiomycetes; Eurotiales; Aspergillaceae
Exons: 2
Coding region: 1-381 (126 amino acids)
Source: RefSeq, a predicted model, not a curated record
AUGGAUUUUACCCAACCUGAAUUCUAUGGUAUGAUCUACGAUCGAGCGUUCGAGAUUUCCGCGGCAGGCCAGUAUCAGGCUCUGUCAGAUGAGCGGCGUGCCUAUGUUAAUCAGCUGAUUCAUGAUCGACGGCAUCAAGACCCCUCUGGCGAGUGGAGUUGUGCCUAUGCGAAAGAACACAGAAGGUUUGUCAAUGACCGUGAUACUCUUGAGCAUGACGAUGAUGCUAUUGCAAUGACAGUCAUACUCAUGCAAAGGCCCUGGACUCCCAAAGCCUACCCGAGAACCUCGAUGGGUGAUUUGGUUGACCUUCGAAUACCCCCAUACCUCAAUGGCCAGGGGCACUAUCCGGGCACACACUUCCUCACAACUAUGCUAUGA